Talaromyces stipitatus ATCC 10500 is the source of this 2298-nucleotide messenger RNA. RefSeq names its product mRNA export factor mex67. Gene Ontology annotation, biological process: poly(A)+ mRNA export from nucleus. Bases 1 to 1944 code for a protein of 647 amino acids. The record is from RefSeq and is a predicted model, not a curated record. Gene Ontology annotation, cellular component: nucleus. Gene Ontology annotation, molecular function: RNA binding; protein binding. The transcript is spliced from 3 exons. Lineage: Eukaryota; Fungi; Ascomycota; Eurotiomycetes; Eurotiales; Trichocomaceae.
AUGGCAAGGUCUAGGGGAACAGCGCCCAGUCGCCCCGGUGGGCCAAGUCGAGGCGGCAUUCGGAAACGUGGUGCUCCUACGAGGACAGACCGAGAUGGCGAUCUUGAUAUGGGUGCCGGCACACAACGGGGCCAUGUUGGUAAACGCGCUCGUGGACAUGGUCACCCAGCGCAUACACGAGAUUUAUCGUCUAGAAUGGAACUCGACCGCGACCGAAUUCAGAAAGCCAUUAGCAGCGGCGAUGCCAGCUCACAGGCCAAUAUCCGACAAGGAGCGACUAAGUCACGUUUUGAAGAAUAUAGUAUUACUGGCUGGAAAGAGAGCAAAGCCGCCUCGAACUCCGACGGGGGUGUCCGAAGUCUCGUUGACUGGCUCGAAAAGAAGUUGCCCACAACGAAACACGGCCGCAAAAACAUAAUCAAGCACCGCGUCGAGGGAGACACUAUUGUAGUCAGUGUUCGACCGGAUUUGGGAGACAGGAUGUCACAGAUUAACGGGUAUACAUUUGCUGGGGCUGAACUCCUUGUGGAAAAAUAUGAAGAAACACCCUCAAUAUCUACGGAAGAGAUGAAGAAGCGGUUAAAAGCUUUCUUGAGCAACCGAUUCCUUCCGGCCAACAAAAUCUUGAAUCUGCAAAACCUGGCAGCGGAUCCUAUCCUUCUCGAUAUGGGCCUCUUCAAAACGCCUACGAGUGAAACCAAAUUCUACCAAGCCUUGAUGAAAGUCUGGACCUUGGAAUUUCCAACCGAACAGGCCAGCCGAGAUGCAGUGGAAAAUCUCAGCCUCGCCAACAACGGGCUGACGAACAUAAACCCGGUAACUACGCUCUCGCAGAAUUUCCCGAAUCUCAAAGCACUCGAUCUUUCCAACAACAAUUUCCAGGAUGAGAAAGCUCUAGAUAAAUGGCGCUGGAAAUUUCGCCAGCUAGAGUUUCUCGACUUGACGAAUAAUCCUUUCAGCUCAGUUGCCAGCUUCAAAGACAUUAUGAUGAAGUGGUAUCCAAAACUCAAAACUCUCAACAACAUACAAGUUCGCACCGAUGAGGAGGUUGCUGCGCAAAGCAGGGCUCCGAUCCCCGUUCAGCCUCCCUUUUUCCAGGACGAAGGAAACAUUGCGGAGACAUUUAUUCGGAACUUCUUCCUGGGCUUCGACAAAGAUAGGAAUGGUACCCUAAAUCUCUACUACGACAAUAACUCAUCUUUUUCAUACAAUGUUAACCCGGUCGCCCCACGUUCGGCACAGGACGGUAUCACAACUCCUACACCCGGCUGGGACAGUUGGAUCAAAGGCAGUCGCAACCUAAAGAAGAUAAAUCAUCUUGCUGCCCAAAUGAACCGCAUGUACGUUGGUAUCGAGAAGAUUCGAGAUGUAUGGAAUUCCAUGCCUCAGACAGAACACCCUGGUCUUGAUCAACCGGCGCAGUGGUUAAUUGAGUGUCAUUUGAUUCCGUGUCUUCCCGACGCCACUGGUCAGAGUCCAUCUGGCGUCGGAGGUUUCCUUAUCAUGAUACAUGGCCAGUUCAACGAAUCCAGCAGUGGCAAAGUUGAAACUCGCAGUUUUGACCGCACUUUCAUCCUUGGGCCCAGUCCUGGCCCUGAGAACGUCAAAGUUAUCAGCGAUAUGCUUACUCUUAGAGCAUACGGCGGCUACAAUGCCUGGGAUAUCAACAACAAAAUCGACACCGCACCAGCCGUUGGUGCUCCACCAGUUCAUCCGGAGGCACCGCAAGGUUAUGGUAUGCCAGCACCAGGCAAACCCGAUGCCCAAGUUCAACAGGAACAGCUAGUUCUCCAGCUCAGCUUUGCAACGCAGCUGAAAUUGGAGUUCUCUCAACGGGCCCUUGUGCAGCAUAAUUGGAGUAUUGAAGGAGCUCUGCGAGCUUUCGAGGAAUCAAAGGCACAAAACCAAAUCCCGGCAGAAGCAUUUGUUUCUUUAGUGUCAUAGGAUGGGAGUUCAUCUUUCAUCGCAUAUAUUACAUCUUUUUCUUUCUCAGAGGGUCAAAUCUUCUCUUUGAUAAUCCUGUUUUCCUUUUUGGCCAUACAUGUGGUGGCUUGAGCUGAGGUCAAUUGUGGCGCUGAGGGUGGCUAUUUUUCAUCUAAGACGAUGUACAAAGGUUAUAUGUAACAUGGCGAUGAAUUUGCAUGGUUCGACGGAGCUUGGUGAUUUUGUUUUUACUUUUGUUGCGGAAAUCAUAAAUAUGUACCAAGAUAUUGCUUCGAAGCAAGAUGGGUUCCUACUUUGACAGUUAGUAUUUGAUAAUGGGUCUUUUCACAACUAGACAAUCCAGCUCAAUCUAUG